GUCCUUCGUCAUAGAUCGACAGACCUGAUCUCACAGAGCUAGUUACGUUCGUGAGAAAGUCUUGCCCUAGAAGGACCCUUUUCUCUCUACGUCGUCCGUCGGUUCUUGCUUUCGAGCUUCUGCUCUCCGUAACCAACGACGUCUCACGGCACACCUUACCCUACUUCCUACCGGUCGAUAGCAGCCAUCACCUCGUCGCAUCGGGGUAGUGCAUAGGCUGUUCAAAACAGGGUCGUGUUAGCGCUGUCAGCGUCCCCUGCUUUGAAGCGCGUUCGGCGGGUUUUUUUUUUUCUUUUUUCAAGGCGCCUUGGCAUGGAAUAGAAGAGUAAAAUACAACGCGUCAUGAGAUUAGCCGAGUUUGCGAGUAUGGGGAAGGCAGGAGGGAGGGGCCUGUGUCUGUCCACUCUCCUUGUUCUGCUCGUCGCGGUUCUCGUCCUGCACUCCGCAACUCCCGCGCUAAGUCAAGAUGUUGCCAGCAGACAUGGAAAAGGAGCCUUGGGAUUCGAGGACACGUGGCAAUUGUUGAAUGGCCAGGCAUCGAUAUCUGAGACAGAGAAGAAAUUGGAGGAGGAUUUAGAAGUUGUCGCGCGUCGACUAGCCUCGUCGUCAUCCGACUCCGGCAGUGGCGACAGCGGCAGCGGCAGCAGCAGCGGCAGCGGCAGCGGCAGCGGCAGCGAUAGCGGCAGCGGCAGCGGUAGCGGCAGCGGCAGCGGUGGCGGCAGCGGCAGCGGCAGUUCGUCAUCGUCGUCAGGCUCCAGCAGUGGCGACAGCGGCAGCGGCAGCGGCAGCGGUAGCGGCAGCGGCAGCGGCGACUCUUCGUCCUCGUCGUCUGAUUCAGGCGGCAGCUCUUCCUCUUCCUCAUCGGGAUCGUCGUCAGAUUCUGGAAGCUCCGACUCAUCGUCAUCGUCAUCGUCUUCAGGCGGCGAUUCCUCCUCGUCUUCGUCUAAAAACAGCGGUAGCGGAAGCGACGGAGGCGGAAGUUCCGGCAGCUCUUCCGAUUCCUCGAACUCCGACUCUUCGUCCUCUGGUUCGUCUAGCUCUUCUGGUUCGUCCAGCUCUGGCGGGAAGAAGAAAAAGAAGAGCUCAGGAAGCUCUGACUCCUCUGGAAGCUCCGAUUCUUCUUCGUCGUCGUCGUCUGGCGGCGAUUCGUCAGGCAGCGAUUCUUCAUCCUCCUCGUCGUCCUCCUCUUCCUCUUCGAAGAAAAAGAAAUCGAAGGAAAGUUCCAAGAGCAGCAAGUCGUCAGGAGAUUCUUCAGGAUCUGAUAGCGGUGGAGGUUCCUCCUCAAAAUCUUCAGGAGAUUCGUCAGGAGAUUCGUCAGGCUCGUCGGAUUCUUCUGGAUCGUCGGAUUCUUCAGCGGAUAGUAGCGGCGAUUCAUCCUCGUCCUCUGACUCAGGAUCUGACGGAAACGGAGACGGCUCGUCGUCCUCCUCCUCCAAAUCCUCUUCUUCGUCUUCUAAGAAAAAGAAGAAAGGGAAGGGGAAGAAGGGAUCGUCGAGCAAGGACAACGGAGACGGGUCGUCGUCUUCCUCUUCCUCCGGAUCCGGAUCGGACGGCGGAGACAGCUCGAGCUCUUCCGAUGGCGGAUCCUCUUCCAAAGGAAGAUCUGUUGAAAGUGUCGGAGAUUCUUCCGGGGACGGUGGAGGUGACGGAUACGGAGACGGAGGGAGUGACGGAGACAGUAACGGAAAGAGUGACGGGGGAGGGGAAAGCUCGUCGUCCUCUUCGUCUAGCAAGAAGAAAAAAAAGAAAAAGGGUUCCAAAAAAGGUUCUAAAAAGGGCUCUAAAAAACGUUCUAAGAAGGGGUCCCACAAAAAAAAGGGAUCUAAGAGUGGUUCGAGCUCGGGGGACGGAGGAUCGUCCAGCGAAGGUUCGUCGAAGAAGAAGCACAAGAGCGGCUCCAAGAAGCGCUACACGCAGGGCGAAGGCGACGGAUCGUCGUCGGGUGACGGUAACGGAGACGGAGGGGGUAGCGGGGGUGACGGUAACGGCGACGGAAAUGGCAACGGAAAUGGCGACGGGAAUGGCGACGGAAACGGUGACGGAAAUGGUGACGGAAACGGUGACGGGAACGGCAGCGGGGACGGAGGAGACGGAAACGGAGACGGGGGCAAGAGCUCCAAGAAGAACGGAGAGGGAAACGGAGACGGGUCUUCGUCUUCCUCUGACUCUGGUUCCGACAGUGAUGGCGGCGGGGACGGCAGCGGGGACGGCGGCGGCGGCGGCGGGGACGGCGGCGGGAACGGCGGCGGUGAUGGUGGCGGGGACGGCGGCGGGGAUGGUGGCGGUGAUAGUGGUGGUGACGGUGGUGGUGGGGAUGGGGGUGGAGAUGGGGGUGGAGAUGGGGGUGGAGAUGGGGGUGGAGAUGGGGGUGGAGAUGGGGGUGGAGAUGGGGGUGGAGAUGGGGGUGGGAAUGGGGAUGGGGGCGGGAAUGGGGAUGGGGGCGGGAAUGGGGAUGGGGGUGGUGACAGUAACGUGCCUGACGACGGGAGUACCGAAGGAGAGGGCCGUUCGGAGCGGAGCACAUCUGGGGGGUCGAGAUCACGCAAGCACAGGACCAGUAGGAAGGGGAAGAAGGGGAAGAAGGGGAAGAAGGGGAAGAAGGGGAAGCACAGGAAAGAGUCACCACCACCUGUUAUCGAGGUCCUACCCCAACCUGUUACUGUCACCCCUCCCUUCAACGUCAAACUCCCCCCGGUAAUAUCAUUCCCGCCUCAAGUCACCAACCCCUUACCCAUCGACCCGACCCCAGCUCCCGCCCUCGGCCCUCUCAUACCGGACAACGUCCUCCCCCUCCCCUUCGACCUCGUCCCCGUGCCCUCCCGCGCACCCACCGACUCGUUUACAUUAUCCCCGUUUAAAGGCAGAGUCGCGGUUUUCCCCAAGGCUCCCGGCCGGCCGGACCCCAAAGCGGCUCUAAUAAAGAAGAAUAAGCCGCCGGUGGUGAAACCUAAGGUGCCUAAGGUGCCGACGAUGCCUAAAGUCCCAACGCUGCCAGUAGCGCCGAAGCCGCCGAAGGUGCAGAUCCCGCCUUAUUCCCCGCCCGACGCGGGGGGGGGGUUCGAUCCGUGGGGGCUUCCGUUGGAACCGCAGGUGCCGCUCCAGCCACUGUCGCCACCGCCAUCGCCGUCGCCGCCGGUUGCUAAGGCUCCUCCCCCUCCCGAAGGUGCCGGCAUUCCCAACACCACCUACCCGCAGAUCCUCCCAGAAUCCUACAACGACGCAUCAGCAGUGGUCCGCACCAACACCACCACCACCACCGUCCCUCCGCCGCCGCCCAACGACUCUGGCGUUGACACUCUAAUGGUGGUCCUCAUGGUUACUGUUCCCCUGGGCGCUGCUGCCCUGAUCACCAUGGGCUUGCUCGGUUGGAACCAGUUCAGGAAGUGGCGGAUGAGCGCCCAAGGACCGACUACUGCUGGCGGUGGUAGGAGCCCAGGGUAUGAGAGUCUGGGGCGGGGGUUGAUGAAUCAAUGACAGGUGCGGCACUGGUAACCAUUGCUGUGCUGGUUACCAUUGGAAUGCUGCAAUGAUUGCUGGGGUUGGGCGUGGUGGGGCCUGGGGUGGGGCGGGGGGGACUCCUGGAUGAAUGAUGCGAUAAGGGGCGCAUCAAUGGUUUUGCUGAUUUAUUGACACAGGAUAGGCCCAUGAAGUGGGUGUAGAGGAGGCUGGGGUGUAGUAGUACACCCCAUAACCCUCACAGGAGCUAGGGAUAGCAGCUUCAGUUGCAGAAAGCAGCCAUGUUAAGAGUAGUUGGCAGCUAGACAGGAGCCUAGAAGCAGCUAGCAGCCUAGCAGCCGUUUGGCUCUGCUUCGGCAACUCGGCCCUCUGCAGAUUUAGACAUUAAUACCAAUAAUACCUACUAGAUGCCGAUGUAGUUCCCACCUGCUUCGUGUGUCCUCUGCAUUAUAAAAUACCACAUCACAC
Molecule: messenger RNA, 3924 nt
Organism: Closterium sp. NIES-67
Lineage: Eukaryota; Viridiplantae; Streptophyta; Zygnematophyceae; Desmidiales; Closteriaceae
Source: the annotation of a GenBank genome assembly